CACAGCACCGCUCGCCAUGCAGGGCCCCCGCUGCUGCCUCCUGCUAUUCCUCUGCCUGCUGCCACUGCCACUGCGUGCCACCGGCCUGGAAGACUCUCAGAAGCCGCUGCCACCGCCGUUCAGCACCUCUGACCCUACUGCCCAUCUGCUGCGCAGCCGCCCCUCGGCCCCGGUGCGACCCUACAGCCUCUCGCUCUCCCCCGAGGAUUACCGCUACGCUCCCAAGCCUCGCCACCUGCGGCCCGGCCGACUGCGCCGGCUGCUGGGCCCAGCCUUUGACCCCUUCUGGAUGUCGUCCGAAGAGCCGUUAGGCCGCAACCUCAGCGCCAAGGAGGAUCUGGAAACCAUGAGCCGGGAGCUGGUGGAGGGAGGCGGGCGGUACCGCCGCAAGCUGUGGAGGGAGGUGGAGGGGAUGGAGCUGCCCCCCGAGCUGCCCCCCGACAUGGCGCGGCCCCUGCGGCGCUGGCUGGUGGAGAGAGCCUCGUGCCGUCUCACCUCCACAUGGGUGGACCUGGGGCCUGUCUUCUGGCCCCGCUGGGUGCGGCACACCGCCUGCAGGACCGGCCCUCCGGCCUGCUCGUGGCCCCCAGGCAUGGCCUGUCAUCCAGCCCAGCUCGCUCACCUCAAGCUGCUGGCCUGGCACUGCUGGGCUGCCCGGCCCCCCGGCCCCCUGCACUGCGCCUGGCGGCAGAUCCCCUAUCCUGUGGUGGCGGCCUGCAAGUGCUCCUGCCGCUGAGGGGGGUGGAGAAAUAAAGGGCUGAAAGCCAAGCGGGCCUCUUAUGGGUGUUUGAUUGCGGAGAAGGAUGUGGGGUGGAUUUGGCUGCAUGUGGAUCCCAGCGGGGCUUGGUUCAAGACGGGGUGGUGCAGGUGCGAGAAUCAUAGAAUCAUUCAGAUUGGAAAGACCACUGAGAUCAUCGAGUCCAACCGUCAGCCCGUAUCUGUGACCAUACACGUCUGUGGGAGCAGAGCUGAGGUGCAACAAAGCCACGGGGAGAGGUGGGUUGAACCUCAGGGUGGUCACCGUGGUGGGUUGGAAGAGGGGUAGGCUUGGGACUGGGCUGUGGUGGCACAGUGAGGGUGGGUGGAGGUGUGAACCCAGGGCUGGAAGUGUCCAUGUGCAUCUGAGAGUGGGAUGGCGUGGUCCGAUAUCUUAAUGUACAAGAGGAGUGAUGGGGGACCUACAUCUACCCCGUAUCACUAGUGCAGAGGGUGGCAGUCAGGACAGGGGUGGAUCCACCUGGAAUGGAUCAUCCUAGGAAACAGCCUGCAGAGGCAGCACUUACC
Phasianus colchicus (ring-necked pheasant) is the source of this 1284-nucleotide messenger RNA. RefSeq names its product noggin-1-like. NCBI's taxonomy places the organism in Eukaryota, Metazoa, Chordata, Aves, Galliformes, Phasianidae. The record is from RefSeq and is a predicted model, not a curated record. Gene Ontology annotation, biological process: dorsal/ventral pattern formation; osteoblast differentiation; negative regulation of cell differentiation.